AUGCUGUAUCUGCAAGACAAUGAUGGUGACAAUGAUGGUCAUUUUACAUGGAUUAAAAAUCUGCCCCGACUCGUGAGGUCACAAGUCACCAAAAACAAGAAUAAAAUAUUUUUCUGCGACCGAUGUUUACAUUAUUUUUCCUCCAAUGAAAAAUUGGAGAGCCACGCAGUAAACUGUCAAAAACUGAACAAGUGCGCUAUCCGCCUGCCAUGCGAGGACAAGAAGUGGUUGGAGUUCCGCAACCACAGUAUGAAGGAGCGGACACCUUUCAUCGUCUACGCUGAUCUCGAGUGCGUCUUGCGAAAGACGGAAGACACCGCAGCAUCGUCGUCGUACGCGUACCAACGGCACGAGAAAUUUUUGAGUGUGAGUCUCGACAAAUUAGCGUCGUAUCUCGAUAAGGAUAAAUUGAAAAUUGUGAGAUCCGAUUUCUCACAUAUAUCGGACGAAGAUUUCAAUCUACUUACUCGUAAAGGAGUAUUUCCGUACGAGUACAUAGAUUGUGUCGAAAAACUGGAUGAGUCGUGUUUGCCGCUGCGCGAAUCUUUUCACAGCUCGCUGACGGGCGAUACCGUGUCCGAGAGUGAUUACGCGCACGCCGCGAACGUAUGGCAGCGGUUCUCCGUGCGAACGCUCGGUGCGUACAGCGAUCUGUAUCUGAAAACCGACGUCUUGUUAUUGGCUGACGUUUUUGAGAAUUUUCGCGAAAGUUGCAUCACGAGUUACGGUCUCGAUCCUGCGCAUUACUACACUUUACCCGGUUUCACGUGGGAUGCCAUGCUGAAACACACUCAUGUAAAAUUCGAGCUGCUCACCGAUAUAGAUAUGGUGAUGUUUAUCGAGCGCGGUAUACGCGGUGGCCUUAGCCAAUGUUCCGACAGAUACGCAAAGGCUAAUAACAAGUACAUGCGUUCGUACGACUCGUCGAAACCAUCGUCGUACCUGAUGUAUUACGAUGUCAAUAAUCUGUACGGAUGGGCGAUGUGUCAACCGCUGCCCUACGCGGAUUUCCAAUGGGUCCAAGGCGUCGCGAACUUUGACGCGAACGCGAUCGCUCCGGAUUCGCCCACCGGUUACAUUCUCGAGGUCGAUCUCGAGUGUCCACAACAUCUUCACGAUGUGCACAUUGAUCUACCGUUUUGUCCGACGCGUGAUAAGCCUCCCGGCAAACGCGAGGAUAAACUGCUCGCGACUCUGUACGAUAAACAGCGUUACGUUAUCCACUACCGCAAUCUGCAGCAAUGUAUACAUCACGGCCUUCCCGUAACGAAGAUCCAUCGCGUGUUACAAUUCGCUCAAUCCGCCUGGCUCCGUAAUUAUAUCGAAUUGAACACAAAAUUUAGAACUUUGGCUAAGAAUGAUUUCGAGAAAAAUUUGUACAAACUUAUGAAUAACGCGGUAUUCGGUAAAACGAUGGAGAACGUACGCGAUCGCGUCGACGUGAAAUUAGUAACUGCAUGGAACGGACGGUACGGCGCGGAGGCAAUGAUCGCAAAACCGAAUUACCAUAGCCGCAGCGUCUUUGCGGAAAACUUAAUCGCCGUCGAAUUGUGCAAACUCAAGGUGAAAUUCAACAAGCCGAUAUACGUAGGUAUGUGCAUACUCGACAUAUCUAAAGUCUGCUUGUACGAAUUUCAUCAUGAGUACAUGGUACAUAUGUUUAAUAAAAAUUGUAAAAUUAUGUACACCGACACAGGUAGUCUCAUUUAUCGCAUCGAAUGCGACGACGUAUAUGCGGCGAUGAAACGCGAUAUCGCUCGAUUCGAUACGAGCGUCUAUCCUGCGAACAACGCGUACGGUAUACCUCUCGCGAAUAAGAAGGUGCCCGGCCUUAUGAAGGACGAGAACAACGGCGCGAUAAUGACCGGGUUCGUUGGACUCAGGGCGAAGAUGUACGCGUUGCGCGUAGACGGGAAGAAAGACACGAAGAAGGCAAAAAGUGUAAAGAGCAGCGUCGUAGCGCAAACUAUAAUGUUCGACGAUUACACCCGAUGCUUGAACGAGGAGAUUGAAAUGACGCGCAGGCAGUCGUGUAUAAGGUCGAAGUUACACAAAGUGUACACGGUGUCGGAGAAGAAAAUCGCUCUGAGUCCGUACGACGACAAACGGUACGUCGUACCGGAUUCAAUGGAGACGUUACCGUAG
Messenger RNA from Cyphomyrmex costatus, 2145 nucleotides. RefSeq lists its product as uncharacterized. Gene Ontology annotation, biological process: DNA replication. Gene Ontology annotation, molecular function: DNA-directed DNA polymerase activity; nucleotide binding; DNA binding. The transcript is spliced from 3 exons. Lineage: Eukaryota; Metazoa; Arthropoda; Insecta; Hymenoptera; Formicidae. The record is from RefSeq and is a predicted model, not a curated record. The coding region runs from base 1 to 2145 and encodes 714 amino acids.